AUGGUGCUUUAUGAGAACGAUGAUCCUGACUGGUUUUUGGUGAAAUCAAGGGAAGGUCAGAUUGGUUUGGCUCCUAGUAACUACAUUGAAACGUUAGAACCCGAACAACCAGUAUGUGAACCACGGUGGGCCAUUGUGUUGUAUGAUUUCGAUGCUCAAGGUGAAGAGGAAUUGACAGUCAAGGAACAAGAACAGGUGCUGAUUGUGGAUUAUGUUAGCAGCAAUGAAUGGUGGACGGUUGAACAUCAAGAUGGUCGCAUUGGUAUUGUACCUACUACCUAUGUUAAAUUCCAAGAAGACUAUGAAGCUGACUUGGCAAAGGAAGAAAAUGAAUCUCGACGACAACAAGAACUAGAACAAUUAUUACAACAGCAAAAGCAACAACAAGAACAACUUGAAAAGGAACGAGCACGGCAAGCUGAAGCAGAACGGCGACGCAAAAUGCAAGAAGAAGCCAAACAGCGAGAACUAGAUGCAAAACGCGCAGCAGCUCGUGCAGCAGCAGCAGCAAACUCACCUCAAAUUACAGCAGCUUCUUCUCCCAGACGAAGUCAAAUUCCAGCACCUCUUCCUCCUACAGCAAACACUCAUGAUACUGGCAAACCUGAUCCUUCCAAAGUACGAACAUGGACUGAUCGCACUGGUGCAUUCAAAGUUGAAGCUCAAUUUUUGGCGUGCAACAAUGGCAAAAUUCGACUUCAUAAAAUCAACGGUGUCAAAAUUGAUGUACCUGUCCAGAAAAUGUGUACGGAAGAUUUGCACUACAUUGAACAAGAAACUGGUGCUCGAUUACUGGAAGACAAAAGCGAUAAUAUCCCUCUGGCCCAUUUAACAAGCAACAAGACGGACAAUGACAAUGGAUUCAAUUGGUUCGACUAUUUUACAAAAAUCAAUAUUCCAUCGAAAAGUGCACUUCGAUAUGCAGCAACAUUUCAACAGGAUGGUUUGGGAGAAAAGGAUAUCGACAAUUUGACUCAUCGCAAAAUGAAAUUGCUUGGUAUGACGGAAAAACAUGUACAACGAUUACAACGUUAUCUGGAAACGCAAGUAGCUGAGCCUCCUUCAGAUGACGAACAAGGUGGAAUCAACGUGAGUAAAAAGGGCAAAAAGACAGUGACUUUUGGAUCAACAAGCUUUAUACAAGAUGAUGACGAUGAUGUAGAUGAAACUGACCCUGAAAUACAACGGCAACGCCAAAUCGAAGAGGAUGAACGAUUUGCAAGACAACUUCAAUUACAAGAAAAUGACACCACAAGAACACAUUUACAUCGACGUGGAACUGGUCGACCAACACCAAGUACUUCUGCACCUAAGGAUAUGAACGCGCAAAUCAUGGAUAAGAUCAAGAACCAGCUCCGAACAGAACCAUUGAUACCAUCUCCUGUAUCUCCAUCCACUCAGAAUACCAGUGCAGCAACGGUGAGUGUACCUAUAACCACUUCUUCUACAGGGUUCCAAGAUGAUGCUUGGGCAAAUCGACCUUCGGCACCAACAACAACAAAUACAACGCAAUCAAUUCAAUACACUCCUCAGCAAAACCAACCUACUGUUCCUCUUCCCCCUCGACAACGUCCAACUCCUCAGUUAUCACAAACGAAUCAAGUAGAUCCUAACUUACUAUCUCAGUGGACCAGUAAUAAUCCAACGCCUUCACCACAACAACAGCGCCCUGUUCCCCAGCCAAUCCAACAACAACAAUCAUUCACUCAAAUACAACCUACCACCAAUGUUGUACAUGUUCAGCCUGCUUUGCCUCAUCGCUCUCCCGGUACGUUCAACCAGCAACAACAACAAUCUCAACAGUUUAACCCUCAACCGCUGUAUGGACAAAACCAACCUCAACAACAGCAGCAACAACCAUUCUUAUCAUCCAAUGUCCAACCUCAAAUGGCUAUGAAUGUACCUGUAUCAUCUGUUCUUCCACCUCCCCUAGUACCUACAAGUAGUCCUAUGUCGACUUUGAAACCGCAACCCACUGGUAGAAAUUGGACAAGUUCUAAAAUCGCGAAACGUAAUCGUUAUAUGUUUUUUUUCUUUUAGCACCUGACAAUCCUUUUGGUAACGGUCCAUCUCAACAACAAUCUCCACAACAUUCAGCCAUGGGAGUUGGACAACUCCCUCAUCAAGGAUCAUCGGGAAGUUUCAACCAAUCGCUUCAACCUGCUCAAGUUUUUGCAUCGAUGACAGGAAAUCAAAACAUGACCCCCCAACAACAAACCAGUAAGUUGAUCAAUCGAAGAGAAUAUUAG
Halteromyces radiatus is the source of this 2249-nucleotide messenger RNA. RefSeq lists its product as uncharacterized. Gene Ontology annotation, molecular function: cytoskeletal protein binding; identical protein binding; protein-macromolecule adaptor activity. The transcript is spliced from 8 exons. Lineage: Eukaryota; Fungi; Mucoromycota; Mucoromycetes; Mucorales; Cunninghamellaceae. The record is from RefSeq and is a predicted model, not a curated record. Bases 1 to 2040 code for a protein of 679 amino acids.